GCACGGGGACGCGCUCCGAGGGCGCGCACCGGGCGGCGGCGGCGCGCGGGGCCGCUCUGGCGGGAGAAGCGCUUCCGGUGGCGGCGCAGGCGGCGCGGAGCGGGUCCUGCGAGCGGCGCGGGCGGCGGGGAGCGAGUCCAGGACGAUGUCUGGAGAACUUCCACCGAACAUUAACAUCAAGGAACCUCGAUGGGAUCAAAGCACCUUUGUUGGGCGAGCCAAUCAUUUCUUCACUGUAACAGAUCCCAGGAAUAUCCUGUUAACCAACGAACAACUAGAGAAUGCAAGAAAAGUAGUGCAUGAUUACAGGCAAGGAAUUAUUCCUCCAGGUCUUACAGAAAAUGAAUUAUGGAGAGCAAAGUACAUCUAUGAUUCAGCUUUUCAUCCUGACACGGGUGAAAAGAUGAUUUUGAUAGGAAGAAUGUCAGCUCAGGUUCCAAUGAACAUGACCAUCACAGGUUGUAUGAUGACAUUUUAUAGGACGACACCGGCCGUGCUGUUCUGGCAGUGGAUUAACCAGUCCUUCAAUGCCGUGGUCAAUUACACCAACAGAAGUGGAGACGCCCCCCUCACUGUAAAUGAACUGGGAACAGCUUACGUUUCCGCGACAACUGGUGCCGUGGCAACAGCUCUAGGACUCAACGCAUUAACCAAGCAUGUCUCACCACUCAUAGGACGUUUUGUUCCCUUUGCUGCUGUAGCUGCUGCUAAUUGCAUUAAUAUCCCAUUAAUGAGGCAAAGGGAACUCAAAGUCGGCAUUCCUGUCACAGAUGAGAAUGGGAACCGCUUGGGCGAGUCGGCCAAUGCUGCAAAACAAGCCAUCACACAAGUAGUUGUCUCUCGGAUUCUCAUGGCAGCCCCGGGCAUGGCUAUCCCUCCAUUUAUCAUGAACACUUUGGAGAAGAAAGCCUUCCUAAAGUACUUGCCUCUCUCCCCUCAAGUUAACCUGCGUGACGUACCUUUUCGCCAGAGGAGUCUUCUCGGGGACCAGGAGGUUCCCAUGGAUGAGCGCACCUAUUCAAGUUGGAUUAGUUGGCUUUUGUUUGGUAUUUGCUACACCUCUGUGUUGUGCUCUAUUUCCUCAGAAAAGUUCCAUGUCUGUGACAAGCUUGGAGGCUGAGUUGCAAGCCAAGAUCCAAGAGACCCAUCCUGAAUUACGACGUGUAUACUUUAAUAAGGGAUUGUAAAGUAGCAGAAGAAACUCUACAGCUUAUCCCGUCUACUGCAGACCCGGUGAGGAAAAGCCGGUUCGACCCGGGUUCUCCCAGUUACAGAAACCUUUUAAAGACCCACAUUAGCCUUUUAGAGUCAAGCUGCUACUUACAGCCAGCGCCUCGUAUGGGCCAGGCGCCUGACACCUGUUGGCUCCCUUACAUUUGAAUCACGAUAUGAUUUACAGAAAUACCCUUCCUCUAGCUUUUAUAGUAAUUGUUUUUCAAAGACAAUAUACCAGCCCUCACCCAGAGUUUUAAAAAGCACUGCUAGGCAUAGAGUAGAUGUUCAGUAUAUGCUCAAUACAUAUGUAUUGAUUAUCAGUGAGUGAAAAGGAAAUCUAUUGGAAAUAUUGAGUUUUUAUCCCAUUCUUGUUUCAAAUCACUCAGCACUGAUUGGGGAAAACACAAAAGCUCUGAGGCUAAGCUAUAAAAAAUGACUCGUAAAUAUUAAGGACAUUUGCUUCCACUUUGGGCAAUGGGCAACCCAAAGUAGAUGAUGAGUCUUUUGGAUUUAUAGGAUAAAAGCUCUUCUGUCUACUUCCCAAAAGUCACAGUAAUAGACACAUGUGAUGAGCCAUCCCUGCUGUCAACAACUGUAUGCAUUCAUAUUGCUGGUGGAUUUCUUUAGUUGACUCUUAAAUUUAUUCUGUUUUACAUUCCUAUGAAGUUAAUCUUACCUUCCACUUGUUGACUUUAUAUUCAAUUAUUUACAUCAAAUAAUCAAAUAACUGAAAUGUACAAAUGUCAAAUUUUGGAAGUAUAUUCAAUACCAAUGCUGUAUGACUGGGUUGAAUCUGGUUUGUUUGAUUUUUUUUUUAGAAGUGAGAGCACAGUUCCAGCUCAGCUACAUGUCUUUUCUUGUCAUUCUCAUAGACCUCUUUGGCUUUCAGAAAGAUACAGAAAUAAUGUGUAUGUGAAUCAGUGACUGAAUGAAUUGUACUUGAAUAUUCUAUACUUCAUUCCACCCUGCUUGACAAUAAGGAAUCCAUGGACCACUGUUUACAUCCUCUGUAGUAGCUUCACAUGUAUUUAAUGUAGCAGAUUAUGUUUCAAGUCUGAAGAUGUUCAAGGCAUAUGCUAGGUGGUUGUUCUGUUGAGUGAGGCCACUCAGUUCAAUUGUAAUUCAGAGACUUAUAAGUGAAAAAAAAAUGUAGAAGCUAGUUUUGACAGAUUUUUCCAGACAAUGUGACCAGACUGAAUUUCCUCAUAAAGAAAAAAUGGUGUUCCUUGUGUCCGUGUUUCUCUUUUCUCUGAAAGGAUUAAUGGAUCUGAAGCUUGGGGCCACUCUGAGCCUUCCUUUGUGCCACCAGAAUUUUCUCAUUUAGAUUUUCUGUCUUAAACCAUUUGAGGCAAAAUAGCUUCCCCAUUACAUUCUGUCCUUGGAUGUAUUUUAUUGCCAUAGAUGCUUCUCUUUAAAAAGUGGUAAGAGCCUGAAAUUCAAGGCAGAUCUCCACGAGGUGCUUUUAAGGGUGCUUUUAAGGAGAAACCGAAGCCCCCCACAACCUGCCCCAGCUAA
Mirounga angustirostris (Northern elephant seal) is the source of this 2730-nucleotide messenger RNA. It is a transcript of the gene SFXN1, whose product is annotated as sideroflexin 1. Gene Ontology annotation, biological process: monoatomic ion transport; serine import into mitochondrion. The record is from RefSeq and is a predicted model, not a curated record. NCBI's taxonomy places the organism in Eukaryota, Metazoa, Chordata, Mammalia, Carnivora, Phocidae. Bases 146 to 1120 code for a protein of 324 amino acids. The transcript has 12 exons. Gene Ontology annotation, cellular component: mitochondrial inner membrane. Gene Ontology annotation, molecular function: monoatomic ion transmembrane transporter activity.